UAGGAGCCGCUUGCGUCAUUGCUACCGGAGGUGCGGCGGCACCCUUAAUAAUUGCUGCGGCUGGCGGUGGCGUAGCAGGACACUUAGUUGGCCAUAAAGUAGAGCAAGAAGAAAAGAAAGUUAAAAAUCAAGCCAAAGAUCUGGCUAUUCGCGACCAAACUAUUGCAACUUUGAAAAAGGAUAAUGAAAAGGCUCAAACUGAAAUUAGCGAGAAAAAUAAACAAUUAAAAGAAAUUGACGACAGGAUACAAAGAAGAGACCAAGAAGUUAAAAAAAUACAAAAUAAACUAAAAGAUCCUAAUCUUUCAGAAGAAGAUAAGCGAAAACUGAAGAGUGAAUUAGCAAUUUUAUUAACUCAGCAAGAAGAUGAUAAGAAGGAAAAAGAUAACAUCACUAAUACAAUUCAACAAUUAACCGAAAGAAUUAAGGACAAUAACAAAAACAUCACUACUGUCGGCUCAGGUUCUCAUGAUAAAAAUCAAGGAAUUUGA
Molecule: messenger RNA, 491 nt
Organism: Racocetra persica
Lineage: Eukaryota; Fungi; Glomeromycota; Glomeromycetes; Diversisporales; Gigasporaceae
Source: the annotation of a GenBank genome assembly